Spodoptera littoralis (African cotton leafworm) is the source of this 3822-nucleotide messenger RNA. Lineage: Eukaryota; Metazoa; Arthropoda; Insecta; Lepidoptera; Noctuidae. The record is from the annotation of a GenBank genome assembly.
AUGUACCUCACACGGUUUACGUGCGCCUUGUUGGUGCUAACCACCUCUGUAACUGUAAGGGGUGCAUCUUUAUCGGCGGGUACACGGUACCAGGCGCCCGAUGAGUGCGGGUGGAUGACGGAUUACGAUGGUUCAGGAGUUGCGUUACAGUGUAGGUUAAGAACUAUAAACAGCGAAUUGGAGAACACAAACUUCAGUGCAAUUCAACCACAUCCUACAGUCAGGCUGCGUCUCGAAUGCAGCGAUGCGUUGUUCUUUCAAAGUAGCCUUGCUCCAGGUAGUUUCCGCCAGUUGAUUGAACUGCGUGAGCUUACCAUUGAAUAUUGCAAGAUUGGAAACCUUUCCGAUAGCGCAUUCACAGGACUACGGGAAUUAAGAAAUCUGACAAUACGAACACACAAUACAGACUGGUCUACAAUGUCACUUGAAAUAACCCCAAGCGCUUUUUCUAGAGACGUACAAAACUUGGAACGAUUGGAUUUGAGUGAGAAUAACAUGUUAGUAUUCCCAGAAGGUGCUUUGUGUACAUUACGGAAUUUGGAAUACUUGAAUAUGACUGGUAAUAGAAUGAGAGACAUCAGUCACUUUCAAUUCUCUUCGGCACAUCGACAUCCGACGGAGAAAUGUGGGGAUAACUUACUUGUUCUAGAUCUAUCCCGAAAUGUUAUCGACACUCUACCUCCUAAUCUUCUAUCAGGAUUACGAAGACUACAAAAAUUAUAUUUUCAAGGCAAUGGAUUGAAUUCAAUUGCAGACAGAGCUUUAGAGGGUCUCAUCUCAUUGACCACGAUAAGAUUCUCGGACAAUCAACUCACAAGUUUGCCUCCAGAACUAUUCAGUGACACGAAAGAAUUAAAAGAAAUAUACUUAAACAAUAAUACUAUCACAGUAUUAGCGCCUGGAUUAUUUAGCGAUUUAACACAACUUUUAGUACUAGAUUUGUCUUACAACGAACUAACUUCAGACUGGAUUAAUACUUCCACUUUUUCUGGGCUUAAAAGGCUGGUCUACUUGGAUUUCUCCCACAAUAGAGUAUCCAAAAUGGAAAUAGCACUAUUCAGAGAUUUACAUAACUUGCAAACAUUAAAAAUGCAAGAUAAUUUUAUUGAACACAUUCCAGAAAAUGUAUUCAGCUCGCUAAGCAAUCUGGACACAUUAACAUUAUCAAACAAUAGACUUACCAAUAUAGAAAGCUAUGCUUUUAUGGGCUUGCGAGUGCUAUCUGUUUUGUCUAUAGACAGUAAUCGCAUAUCCAAAAUACACCCACAUGCUUUACGGAACUGCACUUCAUUACAAGACUUGCACAUCAACGGAAAUCGACUCGAUGAAGUGCCACUAGCAUUGAAAGAAAUACCGCAAUUGAAAACCCUUGAUUUAGGAGAAAAUCUUAUCGUCAGCAUAGAAAAUGCAUCUUUCAUGACAAUGGAACAAAUGUACGGGUUACGACUAACUGAAAAUAAUAUCGGCAACAUCAGUAAAGGCGUUUUUGACAAAAUGACUUCACUUAAAAUUUUAAAUUUAUCCAGAAAUAAAAUCCACAAGAUCGAAGCCGGUGCAUUUGAUGCUAACGUGAAUUUGCAAGCGAUAAGACUAGAUGGAAACUACUUGACAGACAUCGGCGGACUUUUCGCUAAAUUGCCUAAUUUAGUGUGGUUGAACAUUUCUGAUAACCGACUGGAAUGGUUCGACUAUGCAAUGAUCCCAACUGGAUUGCAGUGGCUGGAUAUUCACGCUAACAGGAUCGCUGAACUUGGAAAUUACUUUGAGAUUGAAUCGCAACUAUCGCUCAGUACUUUCGACGCCAGUUCUAAUAAGUUAACAGAAAUAACUGGAAGUGCAAUACCAAAUUCCGUAGAAAUGUUAUAUUUAAAUGAUAAUCUAAUCUCAAAAGUGCAAUCGUACACGUUCUUUAAAAAACCAAACUUAACAAGAGUCGAUUUGUAUGGGAAUAGAAUAACUAGUUUGGACCCAAAUUCAUUGAGAAUAUCUGCCGUGCCACAGGAUAAAACGGUGCCAGAAUUUUUCAUAGGCGGUAACCCACUGGAGUGUGAUUGCACAAUGGAUUGGCUUCAAAAAAUAAACACUGGAAACAGAGCUAGAACACAGCCAAAGUUGAUGGAUUUAGACAGCAUCAACUGCAAACUGUUGUACAGUCGCGGGAAUGCACAAGUGGCUUUGAUUGAAGCUGCACCACACCAGUUUCUGUGUAAAUAUGAAUCACAUUGUCACGCACUAUGUCACUGCUGUGAUUUCGACGCCUGUGACUGUGAAAUGACUUGUCCUAAUAACUGCACCUGUUACCAUGACCCGUCUUGGUCAGCAAAUGUUGUUGAUUGUGCAAACUCUGCUUAUGUAAAUAUGCUGCCGGAGAAAAUACCAAUGGAAGCUACAGAACUGUACCUCGAUGGUAACGAUAUCAAAGUAUUACCGAGCCACGCAUUUAUAGGCCGUAAAAAAUUGAAGAUUUUAUUUUUAAAUGCAUCAAAUAUUGAAACGGUUCACAAUCGAACAUUCAAUGGGUUAAAAGAAUUGGAAAUAUUACAUUUGGAUUUUAACAGCAUCUCAAAUCUCGAGGGUCAGGAGUUUGAUGGACUCGACAACUUACGAGAAUUGUACAUCAAUAACAAUAAAAUUAAACGCAUUGGCAAAGAAAUGUUUAAUCAUAUGGCACGCUUGAAAGUGUUACAUCUGCAUCAUAAUAGACUCGUAACGUUGACAGUGUGGCAAAUCAAUCCUGCGAUAACCGAAAUUACACUUUCGUUUAAUCCAUGGUCAUGUGAUUGUGAGUACACCGAAAUGUUCCGUGAGUGGACAAAAAGAGUGAGCUCAAUAACAGAUCUGUCAGAUAUUAAAUGCAUCUACUCGAAAGGGAACUCUACUGAACUGACAGUUUAUAAUGAAAGCGUGUAUAGCGAGCCGGACAGCGGAUUUAAAAUUACUAGUGAAAACGGGACGUUGUGUACUGGAUUGCCAAGUAUCAAUAACAGCAUCAAUGGUAAUUUAACUGCCACUCGAACAAUAAUCACUAACGAAGAAGUACAAGACUACAUACCACUGUUAGUUGCCACUCUCGGAUGCUUUUUACUUGUAUCCUUAGUGAGUAUGAUUAUUUUCAUAUUUAGGCAAGAAAUGAGAGUGUGGUUCCAUUCGAAAUUUGGCGUACGAUUGUUUUAUAGAGCUACCGACAGAGAAGACUCAGAGAAGAUGUACGAUGCAUUCUUGUGCUACAGUUCCAAAGACGAAGUUUGGGUGACUGAAGAACUUGCAUCCAUGUUGGAGCGUGGUGACCCUUCAUACAAACUUUGCUUGUAUUACCGCGAUUUAUCCGCCCACGUGACAGAGAAGAUAAGACAAGCGGUUGAAUCUUCGCGUCGCACAAUCAUGGUGCUCAGUGAAAACUUUCUAAGAUGUGAGUGGGUGCGUUAUGAACUAAAAUCGGCUCUCCACCAGGUACUGAGGGACCGGCGAAAAAGACUGAUUGUAGUGUUAUUAGGGCAAGUGCCUCAAAAGGAUUUAGAUCCUGACAUAAGACUGUAUUUGAAAACGAAUAAGUGUCUCCACGCGGACGAUCGACUGUUCUGGGAAAAACUAAAAUUUGCGUUGCCCGAUGUGCGCAAUAAUCCGAGGUGCCGCGGUGUGCCGAGCCCCGUGGUUAGCGGCGGCUUGCCCAUGCACCGACACCACCACGCCAGGAACCACUUGGGCAUGCUGCCGCAACCACCGGUGCACGGCGCACACCCUGUGCUCCCACCACACCCUUCUCAUACUUCUCACCAAGUGCCACCUCGUGCGUCUCCUCGCACUAUGUCCGUCCAUGUGUAA